CUGAUCACCAUCUGGCUCAAAUCCCACACGCAAUAUCAAUCGCCACAUCAUGCCAGAGCCCUCGUUUCCCCUCUCAACUCGUAACCACUUCGUUCCGAGCCCCGAAGAGUUCGGAGAACUGAGCUCGCUAGGGAUGCACAAGGAAGAGGAAAUUACUCGGCUCGACAACGCGAUUUCGCAUUUCCAAACGGAACUUGCGCAGUUACGAGCACGCAAAGCUGUCGGGAGACGGCCCGUCGUCGUGGCACACUCCCUCGCACAGUUGGAGGCGACUAGGACGGCACUCGCUCGUCAAGUGCGUACAUACCAGACGAUCCUCGCUCCAAUUCGAAGAUUGCCACCGGAGCUGUUGGAAUGUAUAUUCUCUUUCGUCCACAGCGCGGCAUUAUCUGAGACACUGGCCUCUGCGCUUAAGGCGUCCAUUCGAAUAUCCCAGACAUGUGCUCUGUGGCGUUCGAUUGCCUUUGGGCUUCCGAUCUUGUGGUCAGCCAUCCACCUACGAUUCAACAACGUGCCCGGAACCUCCAGGACACGCGCUCAGAGCUUCAGUCUAAUCCUAGGAAGAUGCACACACCGACCUCUUUCAAUUUCCAUACAUGCGAUGUCUCGCUUCGAAACUGUAUACCUCCCACCCCAAAUGCCCGAGACGCUUCUCCGUAUCAAGCACCGGUGGCGUACGCUCGAUCUCGCGAUAUCUUCAAAUUAUUUCGAGAUGCUGUUGACCGCUUUCGAGGAUCAGCUACCCGAACUGCGCCAUCUGAAGCUCAAUCUAUGGUGGACCAACUUUCAACGCCGUGCCGUGAAUAAUGAUUCGUUGGACAUCGCAAAGUUAUUGCGCGCGACACCUGGGCUGGCUUCCCUUGAGCUGCGCAAUAUUCCGCUGGUGUACACGGCAGACAGGCCGAGCUUCCGUCCAGAGCAGCACCCGCUAGAAUCACUUGUCCUGGAUCUCGUAUACUCGCAGGAAGUAUCCUGGCUUGAUACUGUGCGCCGCACGCCCCGCCUUAAGCGCAUGGAAUUGCUCAACAUACCCUUCACCUAUGAGGUACCUUCCGAUGGACCCAUCCUUCUAUCAGACCUUGCGUCUUUGGAGAUCACCACGGAGCAUAUUGCCGAGACCGUUCUGCUCGGAUUGACAGCACCUCGCCUGGCCCAUCUUGCUAUUGGAUCCCCGAUCCCAUACGAGAAUAGGCAACUAUUCACCGGCGAGGUAUUCUCUUCCUUCAUGAGCCGGUCAUCCUGCAACCUUCGGUCGCUUUCCCUUCGUAACCUUCGUCUUUUCGGCCGCGAUCUGGCCAGCACCCUCGUUCACCUUGCCCCUUUGGAAGAGCUCGAGAUCGUCUCCUUGUCCCCCUAUCAGUCCGUCAUCGACCCCGAGCUGACCAACCUCUGGGACAUGACUCUUCCAAACCUCCGUCACCUCCGGCUCACCGUGGAAAUGAAUGAUGAUCCCAGAUGGGUGCACACGCUGCGAGGGACACUCCUAUCGCGAACCCCUGGAUUCCGCCCUCCAUUUGCAGACGGCAAGGCGUUCGAGCGCGUAGACCUAGCUUUCUGUGGUGGUGAGCGUCCCGAUGCCGAGUUGCGGGAUAUUUUUGACUUAUGGGAGGCGGGGGACGUGUCGUAUUCAUUCUCUUAUACAUUGGAUAAUCAGGAACCGCAGCCGUCGCCGUAG
Molecule: messenger RNA, 1675 nt
Organism: Punctularia strigosozonata HHB-11173 SS5
Lineage: Eukaryota; Fungi; Basidiomycota; Agaricomycetes; Corticiales; Punctulariaceae
Exons: 2
Coding region: 50-1675 (541 amino acids)
Molecular function (GO): protein binding
Source: RefSeq, a predicted model, not a curated record